Fusarium falciforme is the source of this 1509-nucleotide messenger RNA. Its product is annotated as MFS domain-containing protein. The coding region runs from base 1 to 1509 and encodes 502 amino acids. The transcript is spliced from 3 exons. Gene Ontology annotation, biological process: transmembrane transport; carbohydrate transport. Gene Ontology annotation, molecular function: carbohydrate:proton symporter activity. NCBI's taxonomy places the organism in Eukaryota, Fungi, Ascomycota, Sordariomycetes, Hypocreales, Nectriaceae. Gene Ontology annotation, cellular component: membrane. The record is from RefSeq and is a predicted model, not a curated record.
AUGGCCGAAAUCGUUUCUACCGCCUCUAAUGAGAGGCCGUGGUGGAAGCAGACUCAUCUGCUGAAGCUCAACUCCAUCGUCUUAUCGCUCAUCUUGUUCUCUUCCGCGAAUGGCUACGAUGGUGGCCUUCUAGGUGGAAUCCUUGCUCUUGAUUCAUGGAACGAAUUCAUGAAUCAUCCGGCCGGCGCCUACCUGGGUUGGAUCACAGCCAUCUAUUGGCUCGGCAACGGUCUCACUACGCCCAUCGCAGCCUGGGUUUCCAACCGCUGGGGUAGAAAGCUCGGUCUAUACUUUGGAUAUUUCUUCCUCUUUGUCGGUAUCGGCAUGCAAGCAGGCUCCCAAAACGAAAAGACCUUCACAUACGCUCGUCUCUUCAUCGGUAUCGCCUCGGGAUGGCUCGGAAACUCAGCACCCGUCCUCAUCAACGAAGUCGCGUAUCCAUCGCAUCGAGCCAUCGCCAGUUCUCUGUUCAUGUGCGGCUGGUAUGUCGGUGGCACGGUCUGUGGCUGGGUGACGUUUGGCUGCCGAAACAUCGCCUCGGACUGGUCGUGGAGAAUCCCUGUUUUGCUGCAGGUUCUUCUCCCUCUCUGCGCUCUACCCGGACUUUUCCUAUCUCCCGAGAGUCCCCGCUGGCUAGUGAGUGUCGGCCGUGUGGAUGAAGCCACCGAAAUCAUCGCCAAGUACCAUGCUGGAGGCAACAGGGACGAUCCCAUUGUUAGCACGCAGAUGCUGGAGAUUGAGGCAACCAUCACAGCUGAAAAGGAAGCUUCGGGAAGCGCUUCGUACCGUGACAUGAUCAAGACGAAGGGCAACCGUCACAGACUCUUCAUCUCGGUUACUCUGGGCUUCAUCUCGCAAUGGGCUGGCAACGGUGUCGUAUCCUACUACCUCCCAUUGGUUUUGGACUCGGUUGGUCUCAAGACGGUUACCGAGCAGACUCUCAUUUCUGCAUGCCUUAAUGUGUGGAAUUUGCUAUGGGCUGUCGCGGCAGCUUUCAGUGUUGAUCGCCUUGGCCGCCGAUUCCUGUUCCUCUCGUCUGCCAGCGUCAUGCUUGUCAGUUUCAUCAUUGUUACUGGACUCAGUGGCUCGUUUGCGAACUCAGGGUCUUCUUCGGUCGGCUUGGCUGUGGUCCCGUUCCUGUUCAUCUUCUUUGCCGGUUACGAUGUUGGAUUGACCCCCUUCCUUGUCGCUUACCCUUGCGAAAUCUGGCAGUUCAGUCUCCGCUCCCGCGGUCUCACCGUGGCAUGGUGCACAGCCGUCGCAUCCAUCUUCUUCAACUCAUUCGUCAACCCCAUCGCCCUUGAAGCCAUUACAUGGAAGUACUAUAUUGUCUUUAUCGUACUUCUGUUUCUCUUCCUCAUCGUCGUUUACUUUACGUACCCGGAGACCCGCGGCCACACCCUUGAGCAGAUGGCGGUUGUCUUUGAUGGAGAGGAUUCUGUCCCGGCCCAGGCUGUGGCAUUGGAGAAGAAGAUGAGCAUUGGUCAUGUCGAUAAUGUGGAAGACUAG